AUGAGUACUGAAAGACAGCAAAUACAUACUCGGACUCAGACUCGAAUUGACGUUCCAAGUAUUGCAGAGACGUUGGCAAACAAACAGAAACAGCAGCACUACCACCAGACAGCGUCAAAAGCCUUUCACUAUGAACCUGAGGUGCUGGCAAAGUGCACCAACAAAGCUGGUAUCGGUGAGCAGAGGGCAUUACUCAGCCAUGUGAGGUGA
Letharia columbiana is the source of this 210-nucleotide messenger RNA. RefSeq lists its product as uncharacterized. The transcript has a single exon. The record is from RefSeq and is a predicted model, not a curated record. The coding region runs from base 1 to 210 and encodes 69 amino acids. NCBI's taxonomy places the organism in Eukaryota, Fungi, Ascomycota, Lecanoromycetes, Lecanorales, Parmeliaceae.